UCUGCUACUAACGACUGACUAGAAACGUGCUUUUAUAGAAAACAAAACACAAUAUGUGAUAGUUGAUUAUUAAAUUUAAAAUUACGUACAAGGUUAGGAUUAAAAAAAACAAAAUUGCUUAAAAAUCAAAUAAAAACGGAGGAAGACGUUUCUUUAUUUAUCAGGAUAAACUGUUGCAUUUGAAUUUUAAAUUAAAUUGCAAUUUUAAAUAGUUUGGGACACAAAACUGUUUAUGCUAGAAGUGUUUGAGAUACGAAGUUGUUUAUGGUGAAAUUGUUUAGGAUAUUAAAUUGUUUACAAUGAAGCUGACAGUUGCGUUUAUAUUGUUUUUGUUUUCAAAUGCACAUUGCUGGGGACGAGGAGAUCUGGAAAAAUAUGGACCUUUUCAAAUUGCUUUGCGAUCUAAUUUGAUUAAAUGUGAGCACGACAGAACCCUAAACUUGGAUGUCAGCGGCAUAGACGUCUAUUUUUACGACUUCCCGAGAAACGACGUCGAAACGUUCACAAUCGACGGCGCGGCGCGGGGAAUCCUCGCAAUAAAGGAACUCGACAAAACGAGGAGAUUCAUCAUCUUCGUAGGAGGAUACAAGUCUAACAUCAACAAGAGAACGGAAGAAAUAGUGAGAGACACCUUCAGAAACUAUCCGAACAGCUAUCUAAUCAUUCUAGACCAUUCCCCGUACACAAACGACAACCAGGGACAGAUAAAAAGUUACGAACGAUCCGUCAAAUAUGUCCACUACAUUGGCAAAGCGUUGGCGCAAAUGUUGGCCGACUUAAAAGCUGGAGGGAUCAGCCCGAAGAACAUGCAUUGCAUCGGCCACAGUUUGGGGUCGCAGAUACUUGGUAACACAGGUGAAAUUUUCCUUGAAAAAACAGGCACAAAAAUCGACAGAAUCACAGCUUUGGAUCCAGCUGGGCCGUGUUUCUCCAACAGUUUGAUCCAAGAGCAAGUUAGAUCCGGUGUAGCGGAUUAUGUGGAAGUUUACCAUUGCAAUGCUGGUGGUCUAGGUAGCACAAGCGUAUUGGGAGAUAUAGACUUCUUUGUGAACAAGAAAGGACAGAGUCAACCUAACUGCAAAACUCCGUUUCUUCCGGGGAUAUUUGAUUCUUCGAAAGCCGCUAAAUGCAAUCACAGGGCUUGUAUAGACAUUUGGACGGCCACUGUUAGUAACCCUAACUGGUACUUGGCGUUGAAAUGCGACAGUUAUAAGAAGUUCAAAAAAGGUCGGUGCGCUGGCAAUGACGUCACCAUUGCAGGGUUCUGGAACCCUGGUAACGCGACUGGUGUUUACUACUUCUCCACUGACGGCUAUGAUAUUUAAUUAAUUAAAUUUAUUUAUUUUUCUA
Messenger RNA from Bicyclus anynana (squinting bush brown), 1350 nucleotides. Its product is annotated as pancreatic triacylglycerol lipase. Gene Ontology annotation, molecular function: lipase activity. The record is from RefSeq and is a predicted model, not a curated record. Lineage: Eukaryota; Metazoa; Arthropoda; Insecta; Lepidoptera; Nymphalidae. The transcript has 2 exons. The coding region runs from base 300 to 1325 and encodes 341 amino acids.